GCCAAAUAGAUUUCUAACUGUGCCCUGGAGAGCUGCUGCUUCUCCAGCUCUGCCCUGCCCAUGAGGCAAACAGCUGGUUGACUGGUUUUUAGUGUUGGUUCUUGGUUCUCACCUUUGUUUCCUACCAGAGCUGGAUCCUGGCCUCAAACUCCAGCCAGCUUAGGCUGUGAUCCUCUGUCCUGGGCACCAGGGCUCCCACUGCCCACCCCAGUAGAGAUGCUGCUUUAUGCCUACAUCCUCCCUCAGCACACGUGGCCUUCAUCUUCAGUUCUGGCACCCUGCUAAUCUGCCUCGUCCUACACGCCACCUCUAGAUAGAGCCCUAGAAAGUGAUGUUGGCCUGAAACUGAGUCAUAUAAACAUUUUCCUAUAGAAAAGACCAGAUCCUGUCCUUGUUGAGAUAGGAAAUCUGUAGUCAGUUUAUGUGUUACCUGCACGCGUCGGGGAGAGGAGGGAAGACCACGAACCUCCUCUUAACAACGAGAAUUCGAGCACCAAGAGGAUGGUGGCCCUUGGCCUCCUGGUGCAGAGCAUCAGUCCUGUGCUGGGAGUGUGGAGAGAUGUGUGGGAAGCAAGCCGUUCUUGAGGAAGUGGGGCCAACAGAGAAGUCAGCAGCCCCUUAGCCCUCACGCUUCCAAGGAACAGAACGAUGGAGAAGCCUGCAGGCAGAAAAAAGACGCCGGCCCCGAGGGAGGAAGCAGAUGUGCAGAAGGGCAUACUCCGAGAGGAGAAGGCGUCCGGGGACAGAAAGCCACCCGAGAGGCCCACUGUGCCCAGGAAACCCCGCACCGAGCCCCGCCUGAGUCCUGAAGACGAAGAGCACAUCUUUGAUGCCUUCGACGCUUCAUUUAAAGAUGACUUUGAGGGGGUUCCCGUGUUCAUUCCUUUUCAGAGAAAGAAGCCCUAUGAGUGCAGUGAGUGUGGGCGGAUGUUUAAGCACAAGACAGACCACAUUCGCCAUCAGAGGGUCCACACGGGAGAGAAGCCUUUCCAGUGUGUGCAGUGCGGGAAAGCCUUCCGGCACAGCUCCGACGUCACCAAACACCAGAGGACUCACACGGGAGAGAAGCCCUUCAAAUGCGGGGAGUGCGGGAAAGCCUUUAACUGCGGCUCCAAUCUCCUGAAACAUCAGAAGACGCACACCGGGGAGAAGCCCUACGAAUGCACGGACUGUGGGAAAGCCUUUGCCUACAGCUCCUGUCUCAUCCGCCAUCGGAAACGCCACCCUCGGAAGAAGCCCUGAGCUGGGGCCGUCUGUGGACUCAGGCCCUACAGUGCGAGCCUCGCUGGCCGCCUGCUCCAUGGCUCCCUCUUGUUCAGCGUCUGGUGGGGGCGCAGGGCCACGUGCACUGUGUUCCGUGUCCUGGGGACCCCCGGAAAAUCAGCCCGGUCAGAUGUGGGAAUGUGCAAACGAGCGAGCGACCUUUCCACUGCAGAGAAUCUCUUUGGAUCAAGACACUGCAGUCAUGUAGAAGCCACCAGAGGCUCCUUGCAGCCACAGACCAUUUUCCAAGUUCCUCGAUGGCUCACGGGGCUCAGCACCAGAGAGCAGGGUGUGUUCACUGCCAUCCAUGGGACGGGUUUGGCUCACCUCAGAGCACCCAGCAGGAGAGGCUCCUGGUGUGGCAGGCGGCCGAGCACUUCCCGCUGCCACCUGUCUGUGAUGUCCUCUCCGCUUAAGCCUCUCACCUGCCGCUGAACGCCCCAGUCUGGACACUCUGCCCUCUGGGUCCCUGAGCUCUGCAGCGAGCCCCAGGACCACUCGUCCCUUCCCGGCCUCUGUGCCCAAACUGUGCUUGGUUCUCUGGCUUCUAUCCUUCUGCUGGAGCACCAGUCCCUGAGCUCAGACCCCGUCCCCGGAACUGGGCCAUACCCCGCGCCCUCUUGGCCCAGCCUUGCUCCCAGAGAGGCGGCCUGACUUACCCGGAUGGACUUGGGACAAAGGUUCCUCGGGACCUUGGACACCAGCACCUGCUGCGCUUCCUGCCCCAGCCACGCGGUGGGGCCCCUGGGGUGCCCUCAGCAGCUUCAGUCCAGCCUGCAUCUGCCCGUUGGCCUUCCGACGGUGGUGGUGGGCCCCAGCCCCACGGACCAGCCCAGUAUUCAGGGCCGAUAGGACGGACCCCCAGAUGCGGAAUGAUGUCUCACCAAAUGCCGGCCCUGGGUCAUGCCCACAGAGACACCUGCAGCAGCGCACAGAUGGCAGGACCACCUCGGCCUCUGUAGGAGCGGGCAGGCUGGUAGAGCAGAUCACCCCCAAAGCAGGAAGUUCCAGAUCAAAUAUGCAUAAGCAGCAACCUCAAAACUAACAAAAAAGAUUCGCACAUUCCUCAGUUCAGAGGAGGAGCAGAGAUUAACAAGAGGAGAAGAAAAGCGCUCGGAAGAGAAGAAAAGGAACCUCCUUCUGUGCAGCAGGCUCCUGGCCCAGGGAGGGCAGUGUGCAGCAGGGAGGACGUCAAAGCCACAACCCAGAAACUUCUCAGGAGCAUGGCGCACCCACGCCAGCCCCGGGCUCCACCUGGACAGCACCUCCUGGGCCGCCCUGACCGGCAGACACCAUCCUCCCAGCCUCUCUUGGCCACCCUGACCAGCAGGCACCACCCUCCCAGCCUCACGCGGCCACCCCGACCAGCAGGCACCAUCCUUUCAGCUUUGCUCGGCCUCCCAGACCAGAGGGUGGCCCUGACCAGCAGGCACCAUCCUCCCAACCCCACUCACCUGCCCUGACCAGCAGGCACCAUCCUCCCAACCCCACUCACCUGCCCUGACCAGCGGGCACCAGCCUCACUUGGCCAGCCGAGCUCUGUGGGCCUCAGAGUGCAGAGGACCUCAAAUGCUGUGACUUGGCUCUGCUGCAGGGACGUGCCAUGGAGUGUCGCUUGUGCGAGCAUUUUGUGAGCUAUGCCAGCAUCUGUCCCCACAGGCCGCGUCCCUGAGCCAUAUUUCAGGAGAGCAGGAAGUGAGCAGGGGAGGGGCGCUGCCAGCCAGCCCUGGGACCAGAGGUCUGGGCAUGCAGCCAGCCAGCCCUCCUCAUCUGGGCCUCUGUUUCCUCUUCGACACGGGGAAGCAGGGAGGGGCCGAUCAGUGACUGAGGCUUGUUGGCUCUGGUGGGGGGUGGGGUCCGCCUGCGUUUCUGGAGAGCCCAUGGACCCCGGAGUGUACCCGGACUUCGUUCCCAGUGACCUCUCCUAUUGGUCCCCAUUUGGGGCACUGAGAUGUGACCGUUUCUUUCCUGUGAAUGAGCUGACAUCAAAACAUGCUGCAGAGGAAGAUAGGCCCUGGGGGCAGCGUCCUGCGCCUCUGCACCAGGAGAAAGACCGUGUCCCCAGGGGAGACUCAGAGCUGAGGUGGUGGCGGGCAGGGCUCCUGUGGAGCUGGGGCAGGGCAGGGUGUCUCUGAGGUCAGUGAGGAACAGCUGAGCCCAGGGAUGCGGGAAGGAUGGAGUGCACUCUGGGAUGGGGCCGGCAGGGAGCCUCGUGCUUACAGAGCCUGGUGUUGGUUUCCUCCGCAAACCCAGCCACAUGGUCAGGGAGCUCGUGCCAAGCAGACGGCCCCCACCUUGACAGAAUCCCAGGGUCAUGCGUGGCAGUGGGAGCGACCUCACAGCCAAGACCGAGCCUAACGCUGCUGUCCCACAGUCACCCCUGCAGGCGGCUCAGGGCAGGGCUCCAGCCUGAUGGGGGUUCCUGGACACGCCUCUGACCUGGCAGCCCCUACCCAUAUCCCUGCACCCCUGCACCUUCCAUGCCUCUCGCCCUGGGGCCCAGUUUCAGGUUUGUGGGGAGUGCAGCACCAUGCUCCCGUGGCCACCACUCAGGCGAGUGGAUUCAGCGAGGGUUUUCAUGUUUGCACCUCUGUCCCCGUGUGCCUGUUUCCUGGUGAGGCUGGACACCUGGCAUGUCCGAACACUCUCAUUCCCCAGGCUGGGUACCUGGCAUGUCCGAACACUCUCAUUCCCCGGGCACGCAUGUGCAGCCGCCGCCACCCGUGUACUACGGCGCUGACCCCUCCUGUAACAGCUGUGGUCUUGGCCUCUCGUGUUGGGGCAGAUGUCCCCUUUCCCACUCUUACUUUCUAUUGUCCAAAACUUUAACUGUCCUGCCAGCCAAAGCUGUUGAGCAUGACUCUGAGACCAUCCAUCCUUGGUAAGUGUCCUGUGCAUCUGGGAUAAGCGUCUGUUUUCAGCUGCGCUUCCUGUGAGUUGCUCUGCGUUUGUCUUCCUCGGUCCGCGUGGGCCGCUGCGCUGGUUCCCAGCCUGCCCGACAUGCUCGCUACGACACCUCCCUUCCCUGCUGCUUGCUGGCUUCUGUGUUCUCUGCAGUAAACAUUGAUUUCUGA
Messenger RNA from Rhinopithecus roxellana (golden snub-nosed monkey), 4337 nucleotides. RefSeq names its product ZFP41 zinc finger protein (gene ZFP41). Gene Ontology annotation, molecular function: DNA-binding transcription factor activity, RNA polymerase II-specific; RNA polymerase II cis-regulatory region sequence-specific DNA binding. The record is from RefSeq and is a predicted model, not a curated record. Lineage: Eukaryota; Metazoa; Chordata; Mammalia; Primates; Cercopithecidae. The coding region runs from base 649 to 1242 and encodes 197 amino acids. Gene Ontology annotation, biological process: regulation of transcription by RNA polymerase II. The transcript has 5 exons.